AUGGAGAUGAUUGACGCUGCUAGUGGAGGGGCGCUUGUCAAUAUGACUCCUCAAAGGUAUCGACCGAAUUUAGAACCCACAAGACGGGUUAAUGGGGUAAACAUUUCAUCCUUGGAAGAUAAAUUGGAUAAGCUCACUAAUAUUGUCCAAUCUAUGCUUACAGAAAAGAAGAAUCAGACCCAACUGUGUGGGAUUUGUACUACAUCUGAACAUCCGACGGAUUUGUGCCCAAUCCUUAACGAAAAUUCAACGGCACAUGUUGACGCUGUCGGAGGUUUUCCAGGACCUCCACAAAGACACUAUGAUCCUUUCUCCAACACGUACAAUCCCGGGUGGAAGGAUCAUCCCAACUUGAAUUACGGAGCUAAUCCCCGAUAUAAUCCGGCAUACCAACCGAGACCUUUGCAACCAUCGCAACUGCCACCCAAGCCGAGCACAUCUCUAGAAGCUAUUAUGGAGAGACUUGCCGUCGAUGCUGCGAAAUACCAACAAAGGACAGACGCAUCAAUACAAGAGUUAACUAAUCAAGUUAGUAAACUCUCGAUGGCAGUUAACCGUUUGGAGUCUCAAGGUAAAUUACCUUCCCAGAUGGAGCCGAAUCCUCGACAGAAUGCGAGUACAAUAACUCUUCGUAGCGGAAAAAUUCUGGAACCAGUUCCCGACAAAAGAAGACUUGCGAAGGAUAAGAAAGAAAAGGAGGAAAAAGAAAUCCUCGAAACGUUCAGGAAGGUUGAGGUGAAUAUCCCUUUGCUCGACGCUAUCAAACAAAUCCCUCGCUAUGCAAAAUUUCUCAAGGAAUUGUGUACUAGCAAGAGGAGGUUACUAGGUAACGAAAGAGUAAAUGUAGGAGAAAAUGUCUCCGCAGUACUGCAAAAGAAAGUUCCGCCCAAAUACAAGGACCAAGGUAUGUUCGCUAUUUCCUGUGAGAUAGGUAAUGUAGGCAUUAAGAAAGCCAUGUGUGAUUUAGGGGCUUCCAUUAAUGUUAUGCCUUAUCCUAUAUAUAAGUUGAUUAACGCGGGUCCUCUGAAAAAGACAAGAGUGAUAAUCCAGUUGGCGGACAGGUCAGUCGUCUAUCCCGAAGGGUUACUUGAAGACGUCCUUGUUAAAGUUAACGAAUUAGUUUUCCCUGCAGAUUUCUACAUUAUUAAUAUGGAGGACGAUAACUCAACUAAUUCAUCUGACAUUUUGCUUGGAAGGUCGUUUGGCAAAUCGCAAGUGCAAAAAUUGACGUUCGGAGCGGAACACUGA
This is a messenger RNA of Gossypium raimondii (Peruvian cotton), 1248 nucleotides long. RefSeq lists its product as uncharacterized. The record is from RefSeq and is a predicted model, not a curated record. NCBI's taxonomy places the organism in Eukaryota, Viridiplantae, Streptophyta, Magnoliopsida, Malvales, Malvaceae. Bases 1 to 1248 code for a protein of 415 amino acids. The transcript is spliced from 3 exons.